Messenger RNA from Camellia sinensis, 960 nucleotides. Lineage: Eukaryota; Viridiplantae; Streptophyta; Magnoliopsida; Ericales; Theaceae. The record is from RefSeq and is a predicted model, not a curated record.
AUGUUACCCAAUUUUCAAUAUGUGUCGGUUUAUAUUCUCGAUACUAUUAUGCUACAAGUGAUACAGUUACUGCUGAAAGAAAAUGCAAGAGCUUUGCUAUGCUUAUAUGAGGCAUCACAUUUAAGGGUUCAAGGGGAAGAUAUAUUGGAAGAAGCAUUGAAAUUUACAAGCAAGCACUUGAGGUCUAUGUUAGCCCAUCUAAACUCUCCUCUCUCUGAGGAAGUUACGCACUCGCUAGAAGUACCUCUCCACAAAGGAAUGCCCAGAUUAGAGGCCAGGCACUACAUCAAUGUCUACCAAGCUGAUUUAGCAAGAAAUUCUGCUUUGUUGGAGCUAGCAAAGCUGGAUUUCAAUCUUUUACAAAGGUUGCACCAGAGAGAAAUAAGUGACAUCACAAGGUGGUGGAAAGAGAAAGAGAUUGCAACAAAGUUACCUUUCGCAAGGGAUAGAUUGGUGGAGUGCUACUUCUGGAUAUUAGGGGUUUAUUUUGAGCCCAAGUACUCUGUUGUUAGAAGCUUUAUGACUAAAAUAAUAGCAUUAGCUUCUGUCAUAGAUGACAUUUAUGAUGUGUAUGGUACCCCUGAAGAACUUCAGUUAUUUACAGAUGCAAUAGAAAGGUGGGAAGAAGCAGCUAUCAGUGAUUUACCUGAAUACAUGCAAGUUUGCUUCGAGGCACUCUCAGAUGUCAUGAAGGAAAUGGAGGACAAGAUAAUGACCCACGAGGGGAGAUCCUACCACAUAUACUAUGCAAAAGAAGCAAUGAAAGGUCUAGUUAGAGCCUACUUUGCGGAAGCAAACUGGUUUAACACCAAGUAUAUGCCUACAUUUGAGGAGUACUUGAGCAUUUCUGUGAUGAGCAGUGGUUAUCCUAUGCUGGCUGUUCAAUCCCUUGUUGGCAUUGGAAAGAUUGCAACUAAGGAAGCCUUUGAUUGGGUGCACUGCUGGAAAAAUGAUUUUUAG